AUGCUUCAAGCGGCGGAGGAAAUCACAGGCUUCCUGGGCGAGGACGCUGUAACGUACGAUGCAGAGGUCUUGGAACAUCAUGGACAUUCGGACUGGAGCACGGCGAACUCCUGUGAAAGAGCGAUCGCUGUGGCUUACCCUCGCUCAACCGAAGAGGUCUCGACAAUCGCCCGAAUUUGCAGUAAAUACAGGGUGCCGAUGAUUCCAUUCGGCGCCGGCUCAAGCGUUGAGGGCAACUUUGCUCAGCCUUAUUCUGGGCUUUGCAUUGAUAUGUCCUACAUGGACCAAGUCAUUGCCUUUCACCCGGAGGAUAUGGAUAUCGUUGUGCAGCCUGGCGUCAACUGGAUGGAUCUCAAUUCCCAAAUCGCCUCAUCAGGAUUGUUCGCGCCAAUGGAUCCGUCUCCUACCGCCUCUGUUGGAGGAAUGGUCUCGACCAAUUGCUCCGGUACCAACGCCAUGCGUUAUGGCACUAUGAAAGACUGGGUUCUCAACCUAACGGUCGUGCUUCCAGACGGUUCUGUAAUUAAGACGCGGAGGAGACCUCGCAAAACAUCAGCCGGCUUCAAUCUGACCUCUCUCUUUGUGGGAUCUGAAGGAACCCUUGGGAUCGUCACGGAGGUGACGCUCAAGCUCACGCCAAUUCCAGAAGAUACGAGCGUCGCAGUGGUGUCCUUUCCAAGCAUCAAAGCGGCAUCAGCUGCUGCAUCGGCCUUGAUGCGGUCUUCGGGGGUCCAACUCGCAGCGCUUGAGAUAUUAGACGAUGUACAGAUGCGGGUUCUCAACAAGCACGGGAGUGCAGUCGUGAAGAAGCGGAAAUGGGCAGAGAAACCGACCUUGUUUCUAAAAUUCUCUGGUUGCGCAGAGGCUGUCAGGGGCGACGUCAAGCGUGUGUCUCAAUUGAUCAAACCGUUCACAAGCGACUCUUUUCAAGUAGCUCGGACCAAACAAGAGGAGCAUGACCUUUGGUUAGCCAGGAAAGAAGCUCUCUUCACAAUGGUGAGCAUUCGCCCGCCAGGGACCCGACUAUGGUCCACCGAUGUCGCGGUGCCGCUGUCUCGUCUUGCAGAGAUCAUAGAUGUCUCGAAGCAGGACUGCAGUCAACUUGGAAUCUUUGCCAGUGUUGUCGGCCAUGUGGGCGAUGGCAAUUUUCACGUCGCCAUGUUCUACGAUCCCCAGGAUGCUGAGCAGAGUGCCAAAGUUGGCAGAGCAGUCAAGAUCAUGAUGAGGAGGGCGCUAGAAAUGGAGGGCACGGUGUCUGGAGAGCACGCCAUUGGAAUUGGGAAGAAGGAGUGCUUGAUGGACGAGCUUGGCCCGGCCACCAUUGGAUUGAUGCAAACACUCAAGAAAGCCGUCGAUCCGAAUUGGUUAAUGAACCCAGGCAAGGUCUUCGAUCCACCGUCUAACCUCUAUGUAUAA
Messenger RNA from Fusarium fujikuroi IMI 58289, 1416 nucleotides. RefSeq names its product probable D-lactate dehydrogenase (cytochrome). Gene Ontology annotation, biological process: lactate catabolic process. Gene Ontology annotation, molecular function: D-lactate dehydrogenase (NAD+) activity; FAD binding; D-lactate dehydrogenase (cytochrome) activity. Lineage: Eukaryota; Fungi; Ascomycota; Sordariomycetes; Hypocreales; Nectriaceae. The transcript has a single exon. The record is from RefSeq and is a predicted model, not a curated record. Gene Ontology annotation, cellular component: mitochondrion. The coding region runs from base 1 to 1416 and encodes 471 amino acids.